AUGGCAAUGCUGGUAGUUGAACCCCUUCAUUUAGCAUUUCUGCUCGCGAUUCGGCAGAGAUUAUCGACCCAAGGGAUUUCGUUGCCUCAAGCAACGUACUCCACAACGUUGUCGACCGUUGCAGACCAGUUCUGGACCACGGAGCACAUAGAUGAACCACGAAAGUGCGAACCAAUGGGAGCUUCCGCAUUCUUCCUUCUCUUCGCGUUCAGUAAAGAAGCUUACAAAAGAGUCUGGACUCGGAUCAAGACUCACAUUUUCCAGGCGAGCUCUUCUGACACAGCGGUUGAGAACACAACUCACCAAGGUCCUACUGGCCAUAAAGAUGCAAUGCGAAAGGCAAUCUUGGAUUUCUGGAUGGUAACCGAAAUGAUCUACACUCCGCUUAACACCCCCCUCUUCGAGAAGCCGAGAACACACCGAUGUGAAAUACGCGUGCGGUAUCCUGAAGCCUCCCGGUCGCAACUUCAGGGCCGUUCUUCAUCCAUUGAAUUGAAAGCCUUGCGCCACAUCUCCCACGAUGAUGAUGACUGGGAAGACCAUGACAACAGAAACGCAAUCCGAAUCGCGCUUCGCGAAGAUCAACAUUGGUGGGAACUGCAGCAUCAGCGUGGCGAAGAUGAGGUCAGUAACUCGCCAGCUGCAACCCCACUGGUUUCGAAAGUGAGAGUAAACCCAGGAUUGUUGAUAAUAACAGUGUUCCUCACAUCGUACAAAGCAAUGAGCUUAACGAAUUUUUUGUUGGGCGCAAUACCAGCCGCAGCGUCGAAGACGGGGACAAAGGUCUCUGAUCACCAAAACUCCAUUCGGCCGGGGGGUGAUGCAUCAGGCCAAGCACACAGUCUGUCACACCGAAACGAAGGAACGAUGUGCCGCCGACAGACAGUUGUCAUAAAACCUUCCACAGCACUAAACUUGUCACGGAUAACCUUAGCAAGGGUAGCAAGGCAGUUGGUGGUGCAGGAGGGAUUUUGCGAAGACACUUUAUGGAACGAAGGAUCUCGUCCCGAUGACAGUAAAGGCGAAACUUCCGAAUUUGAUGGUGCUCAGAAGCCAAGGAAUAGCAGAGGGAUCCUUCUCAGAAACCGCUGCGAUGCAUCAACGAGUUUCCCGUUCUUGGCUUCAAUAGGAGCCUUGAAGCGCCAGUACCUUGAGUCAAAAAAUACAGAUUUCUGA
This is a messenger RNA of Cantharellus anzutake, 1176 nucleotides long. RefSeq lists its product as uncharacterized. The record is from RefSeq and is a predicted model, not a curated record. The transcript is spliced from 9 exons. The coding region runs from base 1 to 1176 and encodes 391 amino acids. NCBI's taxonomy places the organism in Eukaryota, Fungi, Basidiomycota, Agaricomycetes, Cantharellales, Hydnaceae.